AUGGAUAAAUUUGGCAUUAUAUGGUUGUUUGCAGGCAUCGCUUAUAUAAGAGCAGACACCUGCGAAAGACCAUGGAAGAAAUUUGGGGAAAGCUGCUUCCUGAAAACCGGAAAGAAGCUAAAUUUCUGGGAAGCUGAACUGGAGUGCGCCGCCAAGAAUUCACAUCUGGUAACCACGAUCCCAAAACUUGCCGACCAUGAGGCCUUCACAAACGCGACCGAGAAUACAGGUUCCAUCUGGAUGGGCGUCACAAAGAUGCCGGCAGAGAUGUGGAUCCACGGCAAGCCCAAGGUUGGAUGCGCCAUGUUGCCUACUGAUUGGGCAACCGAGGAUGGUGUGCUGAAGGCGGGCCUAAUUUCAUGUGAAUCGGAAGCUUUUACAGUGUGUGAGCUUCCGCUGGAUGUGGUUCCUGAAGCCCCUAAACUUGAAUGCCCUGAAGGGUGGAUGGCGGGACCGCACAGCAAGAUGUGCUACAAGGUAAACGGCACUAUGAGGAACUUCAUGGAGGCCAAAGAUUAUUGUGUCGGUGAUGGGGGCACGAUCGUCUGCCCGUCGAACGUCACGGAAAAUGCGUUUUUGACUCAAUUGAUCAGCAAGGAACAUCUGCUAGCGAUAUGGAUUGGAGGUUCUUUGGACAUGAAAGAUAAUUGGAGCUGGCUGGACGACUCACCGUGGGGACUGGAGGCCUGGGUUGAAGGAACGAAGCCAAAUUUGGCAAACGGUCGCUGUCUACAGUUGUAUGGCAAUGGGCGAUCUGUCAAGGCCGGCUGGCCGCGCUAUUGGUCGAACGCCCACUGUGAAAACUCCAAGGCCGCAGUCGCUUGCAUGAAGCCGGCCACAAGCGUGACCGAGGCAAAGCUGCGGAAGCUUCAUGAUGGAGGGAAGAAA
This is a messenger RNA of Mesorhabditis spiculigera, 888 nucleotides long. Lineage: Eukaryota; Metazoa; Nematoda; Chromadorea; Rhabditida; Rhabditidae. The record is from the annotation of a GenBank genome assembly.